Messenger RNA from Aplosporella prunicola CBS 121167, 1505 nucleotides. RefSeq lists its product as uncharacterized. Bases 54 to 1190 code for a protein of 378 amino acids. NCBI's taxonomy places the organism in Eukaryota, Fungi, Ascomycota, Dothideomycetes, Botryosphaeriales, Aplosporellaceae. The transcript is spliced from 3 exons. The record is from RefSeq and is a predicted model, not a curated record.
GCCGGCUGCUUCUUGUUGAUUUACUUAUUUGAGGUCCAUGAAGAAUUGAGGAUAUGGCGUCUUCUCUCACGACCACGGCGGCGGCAGCAGACACAGGGUCAUCGUCUCCCUCACCCUCAGCAUCAGCAUCAGCAUCAGCGUCAGCAGCAGCAACAGCAGCAGCAACAGCAGCAGCAUCGACCUCAGACCGGGCCACGACCAGCGCCGCCCCAACCUCAGCAAUCCCCACGCGCGCCCUCACCACCACCUUCACGCCCGCCGCCAACUGCAGCAGCGGCUUCCUGACGCAGCUGGCCGCGCAGGAAUACCGCAUCUGGGGCGUCGAGCCCGUGCCCGUGCCCAACAGCACCUUUAGCGAGUGCUUCCCAAGCGAAUUCCUGCGCGGCUACACCUCGACGGCUAGUUCGUCUGUCGCGCCGUUUUUGAGCCCGCUCGUGUGUCCGCUGGGCUGGCAUACGGCGGGGACUUGGGAGGGCGGCUAUGUCGCUUGUUGUGAGAGCGGCUACCUGCUCGCCUACCCCUCCAGCACCGUCGACACGCGCCGCCCCGCCUACGGUGGGACCUGCUACAGCCAAUUCACGGUGGGCAAGACGGUCAACGUGACCGUCUACGACAGCGCAAGCCUGACCGCCACGGCGCAGUGGUACGCGACCAGCACCUUGGACCAAGCGUACGGGCACGUCCUCGACGGCAUAGGCGUCAAGGCCGUCUCCUCAAGCGACGACUCCUCCCUCUCCGGCGGCGCAAUCGCCGGCAUCGUCAUCGGCGCCCUCGCAGGCGCUGCGCUCAUCCUAGGCCUCCUGCUCCUGCUCCUCGCGCGCCGCCGUCGCCGCAUUAAGCGCGCUGCUGCUGCGGAAACUGCGGCUGGGGAACGGACGCUCCCGCCCGAGGCUGACGGCGUGGACGCAGCGAUUUUGGAGAAGAGCACGGAUGGCGCCGUGGCGGAGGUGGAUGGGACGGGGAGGGCGAUUGCGGAGAAGGAUGCUGGGAGGGAUGGGGCAGCGGAGCUGGAGGGCGGCGUCCAUGAUGGCGCGCAUGAGUUGGAGAGUCCGUUGUUUGAGCUGGAUGGGGAGGCGGGGAGGCUGGAGGCGGGGGAUGGGAAGGUGGAAGAGAGCGUGGGUGUGCAGGGGAGGGAAGGGCUGGUGCAUGAGAGCCCGGGGAAGAAGAUCCCCCCGCCAGCGUAUGAGUGAGUGGAAAGUGAGUGCACACACACUCUCUCACUCUACUCUCUCCCACCCUAACAAUCUCUCUCCCAUUCUCAACCCCUCUCUUUCCACAAGUAUGUAAUUCAGUGUAAAGCGUUAUAGCGAAGGAACGGCACGGCACGGCACGAAACAGGAUAUGAUGGCACAGGAAUGGGUAGUACAGGACAGAACAGGACACAGCACAGCACAGCAACGAGUCGGAUAUCCAAUAAUUGCUUUCUAUCUUCAUCAUCAUCAUCUUCUUCUUCUUCUUUACCGCGGAAGAAAAAACAAAUGUUCUUCACGCUUGUGCUGCCUGCC